Molecule: messenger RNA, 3128 nt
Organism: Dendroctonus ponderosae (mountain pine beetle)
Lineage: Eukaryota; Metazoa; Arthropoda; Insecta; Coleoptera; Curculionidae
Product: synaptic vesicle 2-related protein
Exons: 11
Coding region: 418-1971 (517 amino acids)
Biological process (GO): transmembrane transport
Cellular component (GO): membrane
Molecular function (GO): transmembrane transporter activity
Source: RefSeq, a predicted model, not a curated record
UCAUUUGAAUUUUUAGGUAAAGGUAUUUACCUUGCCGUUAAGUUCGCACCAAUUGACGUCAUGAGCCAAAGAAUGCAUUUGGAACAUCAAUGCUGUUAAACGGUUUUUUUUUUCGUUUUUAUCGUAAGUCCUGAUAUCUGAAGUUCGUUCAUAAAACUUUCGUAUAUUUCUUCGACAAUCUCAGUUACAAAUUACUGUAUUAUACAGUAAUUAACAAGUCGUAAAAAAGCAAGAUUUCGCUUCUUAUCAGGCAUAUAUGUUAUGCAGAUUACCAGAUGGAAAAGACAAAGACAGUUUAGAAACAUGCAACAAUAACCUGAAACUGCAAACGUAAACAUUUAUGUUUUGUAGGUUAAUAAUGGAAAAGCUUUCCACGUAAACAAACAUUUUUUAUUGUUUUUUAUAUAAAAUAUAGACAUGGUGUUGAAAAAAACAAAAGGGUAUCAAGAUAUUGAUGGAAAUUUAACACUGCCAAUAAGCAAAGGACUUGUAGAUCCAGAUACUACAGUGCCACAAGAAAUUGAAAUGGCCUCUGUCUCAGUAGUACCUGAUGAUACGUUUACAGUAACCCAGGCUGUGAACGCGUUAGGGUUUGGCUGGUUUCAAGUAAAACUGUCUCUAUGGACAGGACUUUGUUGGAUGGCCGACAGUAUGGAGAUGACAAUAUUGUCUAUAUUAUCACCCGCAUUACACUGCACUUGGCAUAUUACAAGGUAUCAACAAGCUCUCACUACGACGAUAGUUUUUCUUGGCAUGAUGCUUUCAUCGACGUUUUGGGGCAACCUGAGUGACCGUUAUGGAAGAAAGCAUGCAUUAAGUUUAUGCGCUGUUUUGUUAUUCUACUAUGGACUAUUAAGUUCUAUAGCGCCUAGCUUUAUGUGGAUGCUUUUAUUGAGAGGUCUAGUUGGAUUUGCAAUAGGUUGCACCCCGCAGUCUGUAACACUCUACGCUGAAUUUUUACCCACACAACAACGCGCUAAAUGUGUAGUUCUGCUUGAUUGUUUUUGGGCACUAGGUGCCUGUUUUGAAGUAGCGUUAGCACUAAUUGUCAUGCCAAUAUUAGGUUGGCAGUGGUUGUUAGCUUUGUCCACUGGGCCGUUGCUUGCUUUUGCUAUGAUAUGCCCAUGGCUUCCUGAAUCUGCCCGAUAUCAUGUUGCUAGUGGUCAGACGGAGAAAGCUCUUGAAACCUUGGAAAAAAUCGCUAAAGACAAUGGUAAACCGAUGCUUUUAGGCAGACUCGUUGUGGAUGAUGUUACUUUGUCGUCUCCCCAUCGGGGGCGAUUCAGGGAUUUACUUGUACCCUCUUUAAGACGGACUUCCCUACUGCUUUGGUUUAUUUGGUGCUCGUGUGCGUUUUGUUAUUAUGGUCUGGUUCUAAUGACCACUGAAUUGUUUGAGUCCUCCGCGAUAGCGUGUGCAGAGGGCCUUAGACCAGCACAGAGCUUAGACACAUGUGCAGCCGAUUGUAAACCUCUUCAGACUACUGACUAUAUUGAUUUAUUGUGGACAACUCUAGCAGAAUUUCCCGGCAUUUUUAUUACUAUUUUUAUAAUUGAACGUUAUGGAAGGAAAAAGACCAUGGCGGUUCAGUUUGUUACGUAUGCCAUAUGUUGUUGUUUUCUGGUAAUAUGCCCAGGAAAGCGAACUGUAUUAACUUUAAUGCUGUUUUUGGCAAGAGGUAUUAUAGCAGGCGUAUUCCAAGCAGCUUAUGUUUACACCCCUGAAGUAUAUCCAACAUCGUUAAGAUCUGUUGGGGUUGGAUCCUGUAGCGCAAUGGCGCGAUUAGGAGCUAUGGUUACUCCAUAUGUGGCUCAGGUUCUUUUGAAAACAUCUAUUACGUUCGCUACUUCCACUUAUGCAGUGGCAGCGCUACUAGCGUCUAUAGCCUGUAUGUUAUUACCGAUUGAGACCGCAGGAAAAGAGCUUCCUGAAAAUACAUCGGAACAAAGGCAAGCCAACGCGAAUACAUAACUUUAAUUCGCACGUAUUUAAUAAAUUAACGGCAAAAAUAAAAUUGUUAAGAUUGCAAUUUAAUAAUCUCAAUAAUUUUGCUUUUUCUCAUACUAGAAUUGUAAGUAAUGGUUAUUGAGUUCUUAACAAAACAAAAAAAUUCGCGAAAAAUAUUAGAUAUAUAUGUUUGUCUAUUGUAUUUGCAUAUUGGUAUAAUAAGCUAACACUAUCAAAUUUCAGCAAAUUGUUGUGAUAGCAUAAACACCAAACAACUGUUUGUGUACAUGUGUAAUUUUCAUUUUCCUGUAAAUAUGAAUAUCUUCAAAGUCGUAAUUUAUUAUGCUACUAAAGAUAAAUUUUCGUUAUGCAAAGUCAAGUGGAACUUGAAGAACUGUUCUUUAAAACUUUUAAAUUUUGUGGAGAAGCUCUAUACUGCAUUUAAGUGCCAAGAGUUUUUCAACUACUUUGCGAACUAAAAUGGUAAUAUUUUCUCUGUAGAGUAUAAAUAUUUUUUAUGUACAAUUGUGAGCAGUGUAAUAAUCGUCUGAAACUUACUGCAUCGUUUGGUUAGUGCGGUUUUGAAAAAUUUUCGAAUUUUUCCCCAAAUCUUUGAAAGUAAAGUACGAACAUUUUGGAAUUCCGCUUCUUUGCAAAGGGGUUUCUUGCAUUGGCCAAAAAUUAUACAUCCUAUUUGGAUGAAACAAACUUAUUUCUUUUAUGGAAUAUUUGCUUCAUAAUCAACUGUAAAGAUUUUACUGUAAGGAAUUAAUCAAUCAUAAAUAUGGGAAUAAACAAAAAACCAAGGAAAAAUUCAAGCUAGUAGAUAAUAAAAUAAAAUUAAGCAACUUUUCUGUAAUUUAAUUAUAUAAGUUUUAAGACUCAACAAUCAGCGUGUAAUAUAAAUCGAACAUAUUUAUUUCUAUUUUUAAUAUUAGCAAUAUUGUUAAAGGCGGUUUUACUUAAUGAACAUGCAAUUAAUACCAAAGUCUUCUUUCAGUACUUAUUUGUUUACCAUUAUUAUUUAGCUAGGUAUUUAUAGUAUUUAACUACGUUAACCAAGUACCUUUUUAUUUAUUAAAAGUAUUAUUUAUAUUGUGAUUAUUUGGUGCUGGGAACGCAGUUUUAAGGCUGUUAAAACAUAGGCUGUUAUAAGUAUGAAAAAAAAGGAUAUUAAUUUA